Messenger RNA from Physella acuta, 3808 nucleotides. RefSeq lists its product as uncharacterized. Gene Ontology annotation, molecular function: protein binding. The record is from RefSeq and is a predicted model, not a curated record. Lineage: Eukaryota; Metazoa; Mollusca; Gastropoda; Physidae.
AUGGCUGCAGUCGAGGAAGUAGCCUAUCAUGGAACUUGGAAGAUAAUUGAAUGUGUAUCAGUGGCGGGAGUGGUUGAAACGACAGGCAUAGAAGGAACUGAAUUUAUUCUUGAUGAAAAUGGUGAUGUCUCCUGGCAAGUGGCUGAUGAAGCCGAGCCACUUCCAUUUUUCCACUGUGAAACUUACGAGGUUUGUCCAGCCUCAGUAACAGAACCUGCGCUGUUGAAAUUUAUAGGAACCUAUGCUGGCUAUGUAGUUGAGUUUAAAGUGGACAUCUCUGACGACUUGAUGUUACUGACAUAUGAAAAAUGCUGUAUGCUGCAAUGUCAGAAGGUCUCAUCAGGACCGAGAAAAGAAGACUCACCAUAUUCUUUUCUUAGUGCAUUGGAGCAUGGCUAUUUCACAGAUCUCACUCUUAAGGCAGAUAAUGGUAAAGAGUUCAAGGCUCACACAAUGAUCCUGAAGCUGAGCUCCCCAGAGAUAGACUGGACAGCUCCCAGCACACCCCUGUCUGGUCUGCCUGAAGAUGUGUUGAAGGUAACCCUGCACUAUCUCUACGCUGAGUGUCUGCCCCGUGGCCUGUCAGAGAGCACCGCACAAAAGUGCUGUAAGCUGGUGGGGAAACUGCCAGGGUUUGCCAAGUUUGGACAGUUGUGUGAAACUUUUUUAAAGAACACAGCCCUUACACAACAAAUGAAGACACUGGUAUCAGAUAUUCACACCUGCGCAGAUAAGAUCAAUGAUCUGUUUGGUAGUGCCAUAGGCGAGGAUGGUAAGGAGACUGUAACACUAGAAGGAACGAUGUGGUCAAAUCCAGCCAAGCUGUGUUACACUGUAAGACAAGCCUUGAGAGAAGUGGCUGUAGCUUGUGCCAAACUGGUUAUAAUGUGUGAUCUGUUUUCUAAGAGGAAGUAUGAACUCUCUAGGGAAGAAAGAUAUGAAAUAAUGAAAUAUGUUAAGUCUAGGAUACCUGUGUUUAUGAAGCAAGUGCUGACCUUGCUGACCACAGUCAAAUCUCACCUACAGGCCCUCACACAACCACAGAGGACUGAUAUAGCAGCUUAUCUGGUCCCAGAGAUGGAAACCAUUCUAGACACAAUGUCUAGGUUUGCCAAUGAAACAAAGUCUGCACUUGAACAGGCUAUCACCACAAGUAAUGAAAAAGUUGUUGAAAAGGGAGAGAAGCUAGACAAAUCAAAACGUAGCAGUGUAGGAGAUGCAUUAGGACGAACUCUAAAGCAUGCUUUACAUUUAAAAGAAUUAAAGAAGCUCAAACACUUUCAUGACAGGACAACUUCAAGUUUCCAACACUUACGACAGAAGAGGGAGAAUUUCAACAUGAAAAGUCAGCCAGAUAAAGUGAGGUCUGUGUCCCAGUCCUUAGUCCACCUAGUUGAUGAGUUCCCAUCGUUUGUUAUACGUUUGAGAGAGAUCAUAGCAGCCUUAGAUGAGAAGGUCACAUGGAAGGAGUGGAAAUACUUGUUCAAAAUGGCUACCUCUAAAGUUUCUUGGGGACUCGCUAAAGUCCAGUCCCACCGUACAGCCCUGCAGCCUAUGAUUGAUGAGAUGUGUGACAUUGUGCGCAGUGAGCAGUUUGUUGCAUCACUUGUGACCCUUGGCUUAAAACUGCCAGCUGACCACCCCUCACCUGUCCAGAACAGUUCAGGGAAAGAUGCCCUGUUUUCUGCUGCAGCUGGGCACACAACAAAAUAUGCUCAGCUCAGCUGUGUGGACUCCCUGUGUGUAUCUCCAACUGCCAGCCAAAGUUGUACAGCCAAAAGAGCCUUGGAGUUGUUUAGAGCUUGUGAUGACACUGACAUGGUCUUUGAGGUGGUCAGUUUGCCAGAGGGAGGUGAUAUUAUAAUUGACCACACAGCAAGCCAGGCUGACGGCUGUGCUGGGGCAGAGAUGGCUAAAAGCUCAGGGCCCGAGGCUCAUGAUGAGGUCGAAGUUCACGAAAUCCGAGCGCAUCGUGUGGUCGUGGCAGCACGGUGUGACUGGUUCAGGCGGGCUUUGCUGAGUGGGAUGAAGGAAGCCAUUGACAGAAAAAUUAUUGUACAUGACACAAAUCCUGAAUUAUUUACUCUGUUUCUUGAAGCCUUAUACUCAGGACAUUUAGAUAUUACUAGCCUUAAUGCUGAACAGCUGGCAGAUAUGAUGACACUCUGUGAUAGAUACGAGAUGGACAGCUUAAAGCAGGUGUGUGAGCAGGAACUCAAGUCUCACCUGGAUGAGGAGAAUGCACUGUGCCUUCUGAACCUUGCUGACCACCUCAAUAGCAGAAAUUUAAGGGAUUCAGCUUUAAACUAUGUUGUUGAGCAUCAAGACAUCACCUUCAGUGAAGUGUAUGAUGAGUUACCUGACCACUUGAAAGAUGAGGUACAGGAUGCAAUAGUUUGGCAGGGCCUAGAGCCAAGAACCCAGUCAUCACAAGGCCACCAUUUAGGGACCCCCAGCUCCACAUCUAGUCUCAGUGAAGUGGAUGAACUGGUAGCAAACAUGGACUUGUCACAGGAGAGGGGUUUGGACCUGUCAACGUCCAGCUCCUUUGAUGACCUACAGUUGGUGGAAGAUUCAGCCCGGCUGGACGUGUGUGUGAGGAACUUGAGGGACAUCGUUGGUGAGAGUGUCCCUGUUGAGGAACUGACCAGGAUAGCCUUUGCUGCUGACUACGAUGUAAACAGGGCCCUCAAUUUCUUCUUCUCCUCUUAGCAUCUGGUGUUGAGGUUCUUCUUUUUCACUCACUGUGUUCAAAUACAAGGAAUAAUCUGGCAUUAUAUAUUGUUUGCAAACAUUUUUUAAUGAGUUAAGUAAAUUUGUAUUGCAAUGUAUAUUUAUCAAAAUGAUAAUCUUAAAUUGAUGUAGAGUAAUUUUUAGCCUUAUGGAAACAUAUUGUAGCUCUUGUCAAAUAAUCCUCCUGAUAUUGUUAUAGCCUGAAGAAUUUUUAUUUUUAACUUGUAACUUUUUUUUUCCUAGUAUUAAAAUUUUUUCUGAAAGUGCACUUUCCACCUCAUCUGCCAACAAAUAUCCCCAGCAACAACGUGGAUGUCACUAUUUAUUUUAGCGUAGAACCACUGUGUUCUUCUAGUCUACUCCCCCACAACACAUUUGUUUAUGUAUUGGGUCCCCAUUUCAAUUUUCCAAACUGAACAAUAUGUUUUGUUGAAGGUUUAACAUAUAUUAUUAAUAUAUUUAAAACUGAGGUAUUUUUUAAACAUAUUUUCUUUAAGUUACAUAAAUAUGAUUUAACAUACAUUUUAAAUUACACAUAACGUAACAACAUAGUAUUCACGUUGCUGCAAAUUUUGACUGUAGAGCCUGCCGGUGUGGUACCCCUAUAAAGAUAUUUGAUAACUGUUUGAUGAUCUCCUGUACAUGAAUGUUUAUAUUUUUUGUUAUAUGUACUGACAUGCAACACAUAUUCAUGUAAUAUAUCUGGCUCUUAUCUGAUGGUAUUUUUUCCCAUGACAAAACUUGCACAAAUUGCUCAUGUCGAGGGACUAAAUCUGUGUGACUGACUCACCACCCCCCACACUUACUUGUUUAAAGUAGUCUUGUUGUCUAUCGGAGAAGGGUAAAAAUAAGAAAUUCUCAGUCCGCUUAGAACUGCUCUUGAACUGUGAAGUGGUAUUACAUUCAUUGAUUUAAACAAGAAAUUGAAGAGCCUAGUGUUAAAAGAACUUAAGUCAGAUUUUUGUGAAAUCUAACAAAGCACUGGUCAUUAUUCCUCUAAGAUGACUCUUUUUUUGUACACGUAUUAAUAGUGAAGUAUUCAUUUAAGUGCCUCUCUUGCAAACAAACACAUUUU